Molecule: messenger RNA, 1410 nt
Organism: Laetiporus sulphureus 93-53
Lineage: Eukaryota; Fungi; Basidiomycota; Agaricomycetes; Polyporales; Laetiporaceae
Product: kinase-like protein
Exons: 6
Coding region: 1-1410 (469 amino acids)
Biological process (GO): protein phosphorylation
Molecular function (GO): ATP binding; protein kinase activity
Source: RefSeq, a predicted model, not a curated record
AUGCCUCUCCUUACGCGUGUGUUCAAGUCUCUUUUGAGGAGCACGUUUUCCAACAGGCUGCGAUCGUUAUCGCCCUCAGUGAUCGUUCUGCAUGCGCGUACCUAUUCGCUGGCUCCCAUUCUUGACUCCACACCUGCAUCCAAAUAUUUCCCUGCAUUGAAUGUUUUAGUUCCGACAGACACACCUUCUCCUCUUGCGUCUACUGAUGAAGAGUCUCCAUUGUCAUUCAUGGAGGAGCCUCUUGGGCUCCCUGCUUCUGAGGGGUUUGGUUACUAUCAGGGUGGUCCCGGUGACCGCCUCGGACCAGGCGGCCGCUUCAAGCUGGAGAGCAAGCUCGGGCUCGGCGCCACUUCUAGUGUCUGGAUGGCACGAGAUCUAAGUAAGGACCAACAUGUGGCUGUCAAGAUCUUGACAGGCUAUGCCACACGGAUGAACCUCACCCACGAAUUGCGCGAGUUUCACGUGCAUCGUCGCCUUUGGGUACCUCCGGGUGCACCGGAGUCGUACUGUCAACGGAUGAUCGCAGGUUUCAUCACACCUGGCAUUGAUCCCGAGGAUGGCGAGCACCUCUGCUUGGCAAUGGAUCUGUUGGGUUCAAGCGUGGAGGAGCUGCGGAUGAUGGUUCCCUAUGGCGUUUUAUCUCUCCCCGUUGUCAAGCACAUAUUGCGCGAUGUGCUUCGUGGAAUGGCACAUAUGCAUGCACGAGGCAUUGUCCAUACCGAUUUGAAGCCUGAUAACAUCAUGACCGGCUUGCAAUACUCCACUGCGACUCUCGACGAGUGGCUCAAGGACACCCCACCACGGACGUAUCCACCUGAGAAGAGCCUGCGUCAUAUGGUGACGGCCUAUGAGUCUCAGCCGCUCCCGCCGCCCCUCGCCAGCACAUUGACGUCGCAUACGUUCAAGAUUGCGGACUUUGGCUCACAAAUACUUUCGAACUGUACCAAGACGAACGAUAUCACCCCGCUCGGCAUGCGUCCACCGGAGAUCAUCCUAGGCAAGAAGUGGGAUGAGAAGAUCGACGUGUGGACGUUCGGUUGCUUGGUGUUCGAGCUGCUCACUGGCCAGCCGCUCUUCAUGCCAAUGGGCCCACCGGAUGAGCCCAUCGAACACUCGAUGCUUUACCAGAUGCUUUGUUUCUGCGGCGAGAGCUUCGACGAAGACUACCUGAAACAAUGCUCUCAAGCAUCGCAGUACUUCACUAAGGAUGGUAAGUGGCUUGAAUUAUUGAAGGAACUCCAGACGCUCGACCCUAUUACCUUCCAGGAACGCAUUCGCGAGACAUGUCUGCCGAUCCCGCCUGCCGAUAUCGAGGGCGCAUCGGCGCUCAUGAAGCGGUGCCUGCGGCUGGACCCGGCUAAUCGUGCGUCUGCGCAGGAGCUGCUGCAGGACCCGUGGCUAGCGCAUUAA